AAAAGAUGUGAACGUUGGCGAUUAAAAUUAGCUGAAUAUCGGUUUAAGGUGAAACACAUACAAGCAAUAGAAAAAUGGGACAAAUAUCUUCGUGGCCAUGAAUUUAUAUUAGAAACUGAUCAUGAACCGUUAGUUCAUUUUACAAACAAAGAACAAUUAAAUAAAAGAUGUGAACGAUGGCGAUUAAAAUUAGCUGAAUAUCGAUUUAAGGUGAAACACAUACAAGGCAAGAAAAACAAUAUGGCAGAUUAUCUUUCAAGAUCACCAGUCGAAAUAGCUGAAGAAGAUAUUGAAGAACGAACUCAAUAUGAAUCUGCAUCAACACAAACAGAUUUAUCAUUUUCAUCAUUAAAUAAAAAUUUAAUUCCAUUAAAAAUAACAACAGCAGUUACUAGAGCUCAAGCCAAGUUACAACAACAAGCAAUGGCAACACCAUCUAUUAAACCAACAAAUGAAAAAAUUAAUGAGCUCAUCCC
This is a messenger RNA of Didymodactylos carnosus, 476 nucleotides long. The record is from the annotation of a GenBank genome assembly. Lineage: Eukaryota; Metazoa; Rotifera; Eurotatoria; Philodinida; Philodinidae.